AUGACAGCACACCAAAAUGGGACCAUCUCCUCUGAGGUUUCAGUCUUCCUCCUGAAUUGCUUUGUCAGGUCCCCUAGCUGGAAAUUCUGGUUGUCCCCGCCCCUUAGCCUCCUCUUUCUUUUAGCCAUGGGGGCUAAUAGUGUUCUCCUGGUCACCAUCCGGCUGGAGGCAUCUCUGCAUGAGCCACUGUACUACCUGCUCAGCCUUCUCUCUCUGCUGGACAUCAUUGUCUGCCUCACUGUCAUCCCCAAGGUCCUGGCCAUCUUCUGGUUUGACCUCAAGUCCAUCAGCUUCUAUGCCUGCUUCCUCCAGAUGUACAUCAUGAAUUGCUUCCUUUCCAUGGAGUCCUGCACAUUCAUGGUCAUGGCCUAUGAUCGCUAUGUAGCCAUCUGCCACCCACUGAGGUACCCAUCCAUCAUCACUGACCAAUUUGUAGCCAAGGCUGCUAUCUUUAUUUUGGCCAGGAAUGGUAUUUUAACAGCGCCUAUCCCCAUUCUAUCAUCUCGACUCCAUUACUGUGGGACAAAUGUCAUUGAGAACUGCAUCUGUGCCAAUAUGUCUGUCUCCAGGCUCUCUUGUGAUGAUGUCACCAUCAAUCGCCUCUACCAGUUUGCUGUAGGAUGGACCCUGCUAGGAUCCGACCUCAUCCUCAUCUUUGUCUCCUACAACCUCAUCCUGCGAGCUGUGCUGAGACUCAAGGCUAAGGGUGCUGUGACCAAGGCCCUGAGCACAUGUGGCUCCCACUUCAUCCUUAUCCUCUUCUUCAGCACCAUUCUUCUGGUCUUCGUGCUUACUCUUGUGGUGAAGAAGAAAGUCUCUCCUGAUGUGCCAGUCUUGCUCAAUGUUCUCCAUCACGUUAUCUUCUCAGCCCUCAACCCCAUUGUGUAUGGAGUGCGAACCCAGGAGAUCAAGCAAGGAAUUCAGAGAUUGCUGAAAAAAAGUGUGGUAAUAAGGACAACUGGAUCUCUGCAUUCCUAA
Messenger RNA from Hyaena hyaena (striped hyena), 978 nucleotides. RefSeq names its product olfactory receptor 56A3-like. The coding region runs from base 1 to 978 and encodes 325 amino acids. The record is from RefSeq and is a predicted model, not a curated record. Gene Ontology annotation, biological process: G protein-coupled receptor signaling pathway. The transcript has a single exon. Gene Ontology annotation, cellular component: membrane. Gene Ontology annotation, molecular function: G protein-coupled receptor activity; olfactory receptor activity. NCBI's taxonomy places the organism in Eukaryota, Metazoa, Chordata, Mammalia, Carnivora, Hyaenidae.